Molecule: messenger RNA, 921 nt
Organism: Ostreococcus lucimarinus CCE9901
Lineage: Eukaryota; Viridiplantae; Chlorophyta; Mamiellophyceae; Mamiellales; Bathycoccaceae
Gene: CYN14
Product: Peptidyl-prolyl cis-trans isomerase, cyclophilin-type
Exons: 1
Coding region: 1-921 (306 amino acids)
Biological process (GO): protein peptidyl-prolyl isomerization
Cellular component (GO): chloroplast
Molecular function (GO): peptidyl-prolyl cis-trans isomerase activity
Source: RefSeq, a predicted model, not a curated record
AUGACGAAGUUCGAACCGCUCGCGAAGGGCGAGCGCGGGCGCGAUCGCGCGCGCCCGAGCGCGGCCGAGCGCCGAUCGCGCAUGGAAACAUUCAAGCGCACGGGCGCGCAUCCAGAACUAGAGAUCGACCCGGACGACGCGAGACGCGCGAAAAGGCUGGCGAACGUCGCGCGAAAGAACGCGUCGAACGUCAAGGCGUUCGUCGACGUCGAGGUGGCGGGCGAAAACCGAGGGUCGGUGGUGAUCGAGGUGUUGGAGGAGGCGGCGCCGCGCGCGGCGAGACGCUUCGCGGAACGCUUGGAGGCGACGGAGGGCGAUCGCGAUGGGGUGUCGUAUCGAGAUUCGUGCGAGAUGACGACGGUGGACGAUGAGUUGCGAGUGAGUUUCGGGGUUUCGGGGAAACGGGUGAAAACGACGAUCGAGGUGGAGGGAGAGCUCACGCACGCGGCGGCGGGCGUCGUCGGCGUGGAUCGAAGGAGCGGGGAAUUUUGCGUGACGACGGCGGCGUGUGAGUCUUUGGACGAAUCCGCGCAGGUCGUGGGGAGGGUUAUUAGUGGUUUAGAGAUUUUGCGCGCGCUCACGCACCGCGAGAAGGGAGAGAAGGUGCCGACUCCGGUUCGAGUGACGGCGUGCGGCGUCGUGCGCGGCGGCGCGGACGUUUCGGCUCUCGUCGGCGUAGCGGCGCGAGGCCGCGCCGAGGCGGCGGCGAAGGCGCGUGCUGAAGCGGAAAAGAUUAGAAAUGAGUCUCAGCACGACACGCUGAAGCGUCUGCGCGCGGAAUCGGCACAGAAAGGGGCUGAGAUGAACGAAAUCGUGCGCUCGACGUUGGGAAAGAAGCUGAAAGAGGCGCCAAAGAAGAAGCCGGGCGCGGGCAUGCUCGACUCCAUGCUCGGUUCGUCUUCGAGCGAUUCGGAGGAUUAA